ACAACAUGUCCGUCUCGCGGGAGAAGAAAGCGUGUCAAUUAUUAGUGCUUCAAUUUUUUAGCGUUUAUAACCGGACAAAUGGCACCUAUGUCGAUCUAGCCGCACAAAAUUAAUCUACAUCGUUGAGAAAGAGAAAAUGAGUUUCUCUGUGAAGAAGACAGGCGGCAGAAUGUGGCACGAGGCACGCAAGCAGGAAAAGAAGAUCCGCGGUAUGCUGGUCGAUUACCGUCGCAGAGCGGAACGUAGAAGGGACUACUACGAGAAAAUCAAAUCAGAUCCUACUCAGUUUCUGCAGCUCCAUGGCAGACCAUGCAAGAUACAUUUGGAUCCAGCAAUAGCUGCUGCAGGUGAUAGUCCUGCAAACAUGAUGCCAUGGCAAGGCAACGAUGACAAUCUUAUAGAUCGGUUUGAUGUACGGGCACAUUUAGAUUGGAUACCAGAACCGGUAGACACUAUCGACGUUGAUAUUGCUCUGACAAGUGAAGACAGACAUAUCAACUAUGAACGCUACCGUAUAAUUGUGCAAAAUGAAUUUUUAGGCGGUACAUUGUUUCCCUUUUAUUUGUUAUACAAAAAAUCAUACUAUUAUAUUAAGUUUGGUUCAUCAACAAAGUUGGAUGCUGCAAAAGAUAAAAAGAAAUCUGCUAAUAAUGCUGCCAUCGGAUAUAAUUAUGAAACAGAAGAGCCAAUACCCGAACCAGUAAAAACAGUAGACCCAGUUAUAUCAGAGGAGAAGGGAGAUGAUGAAGAUAGCGAUAUAGAUUUAGACAUAUGCGUGGAUGUAUCUCAAAUAGAGCCAUCUCAGGCACAUGAGAUGAAUUUAGUAGCUCAAAAAUAUGGACUUUUAGGUGCUGAUUAUUUUAGCUUUUUAACACAAGAUUUUGAAGAAGCUGAAACCUUACGACAGGCUCGUAAGCAAGAAGAAGAGAAAGCUAUGUACUCGGGUCGACGAUCGCGUAGAGAAAGACGCGCAUUCAGAGAAAAGAAGAUGAUAGGCCGUGUUAUGAGUCCGCCUAGUUACGCAGCUAGAGAAAGCCCGGAAUAUAAUCCUUAUAGAAAGUCCUCUUCCAAGUCGCGAUCGCGGUCGAUAUCACCUGUAAAUACGGGACAGAUUACUUACAUCACAAGCUUCGGUGGAGAAGAAGAAACUCACAGUAGCACAUCACAUGUAUCUUCGUCGAAUUCAAGAAAAGUCAAUUAUUCGUAUCUCAGACGGCGGAGAUCAGAUAGUCCUGCUUUCAAUGAUAGAACUGUUAGUAAAAAAAUUUCCAAGUCCAGGUCAAGAAGCUGCUCACGUUCCGUUAGUAGGACCAAGUCGUAUAGAACACGUGAUAGGAAGCGGAGCGGAUCUAGGAUGAGAUCUAGACGAACACGCUCGAGGCCUCGGAAGUAUACAAGAUCUCGUACAAGAAGUCGCUCCAGACGAUCACGAACGCGAAGUAAAUCACGGUCGCGUUGUAGAAGUAUCAGCAGAUCUCGAUCGCGUUCAGUUUCUCGUUCGAGGUCUAGAUCACGCUCGCAUUUGAAGAGAUCACGGAGUUCAUCCUCUAGCAGCAUAUCAAAAUCAAGAUCAAGGUCUAAAUCGCGUAACAGGAGUCAUUCUAGAGACAGUUAUCGAAAAAUACGCUAUUCGUUGUCAAAGUCAAGAUCCAAGUCUCGCUCGAAAUCUCCAUCAAGAUCCAGAUCGAGAAGUCAAUCUAGUUGUAAACGAUCGCGAAGUGAUGAUAAUAAGACGCCAGCACUGCCUAGGUAUUAUGGCCGACGUGGAAAAUCAUCAAGUCUUGAACUAGAAUUAUCCGAUAACGAAGAAAAGUCCAGUCCAGCAGCAUCGAAGACGCCGAUAAAUACAAGCAUGUAAGCAUUUUAUGA
Messenger RNA from Cyphomyrmex costatus, 1869 nucleotides. RefSeq names its product CLK4-associating serine/arginine rich protein. The coding region runs from base 137 to 1858 and encodes 573 amino acids. The transcript has 8 exons. The record is from RefSeq and is a predicted model, not a curated record. Lineage: Eukaryota; Metazoa; Arthropoda; Insecta; Hymenoptera; Formicidae.